AUGAAAUCUUUCUCAGACCCGUAUUUGGAUGAUUAUUUCAGCUUUGGUGCAAAUGGGAUAGCGGUUGGCAAUUUCCAGAAUCGGCGGGUCAUGUGGCCCAGGAACUUUCAUGCAAGUUGGAAAUGUGAUGUCUGGUAUUGGUUGAUGAUGACUGCAUACCAGUUGCUGUCUUUUGUCAGUUCAAUAAAUAUAUAUAAAGCUAUUGAACGUCUGGUGAUGGAAAUCAUUUCUAAGAAUUUUUAUGAGAAAUCUGUGUCUGAUAUGCACAGUGACAACAGUGCCCGAAAAAUUAUCCAGUCGUGA
This is a messenger RNA of Thelazia callipaeda (thelaziosis nematode), 303 nucleotides long. The record is from the annotation of a GenBank genome assembly. NCBI's taxonomy places the organism in Eukaryota, Metazoa, Nematoda, Chromadorea, Rhabditida, Thelaziidae.